UCGUAUCAGUGGAACGAGCAGUGAGCGGAGGUCUCGCGAUGGCGGAUCACGAAUGGGGAUACACCGGCGAGAACGGUCCAGCAACAUGGAUAGAGAAGUUCCCAGAGGCGCGGGGGGCGCGGCAGAGCCCCGUGGACAUCGACACGUCGCUGGCCAGCUCGAGUGGCAGCGCGCCGCCGCUCGUCUGGCAGUACUCAGUCAACCACACGCGCUCCGUUGUCAACCCUGGCUACUGCUGGCGGGUCGACGAGAACGGAUAUGAUUCAGAGUUACGAGGAGGUCCUCUGGGAGGAGAUGUGUACAAACUGCAGCAGUGGCACUGCCACUGGGGCGCGGCGGACGGCGAAGGCUCCGAGCACACAGUUGACGGCCGUGCAUUCUCCGGCGAGUUGCACCUCGUGCACUGGAACACCUCCAAGUACCGCAGCUUCGCCGAGGCUGCUGGACAACCUGACGGGCUCGCCGUACUAGGAGUCUUAUUGAUGGUGGGUUCAAAACACGAUGAGCUGGAGAAGGUGGUGCGUCUGUUGCCGUUCAUCCAGCACAAGGGCGACAAAGUGACAAUGUCGGAGCCGCUGGACCCGGCGCGGCUGCUGCCCUCUCGCGCCGCCUACUGGACCUACCCCGGCUCGCUGACGACACCGCCCUGCACGGAGUCCGUUACAUGGAUACUCUUCAAAGACCCCAUACAAGUUUCCGGAGAACAGUUGGCAUUAAUGCGAAAGCUACGUUGCGGCGAGGCGUCAUGCGGCGUUGAAGCUAUGGAACUGCUGCACAACUAUCGCCCCACGCUGCCCCUCGGCAACCGAGAGCUGCGCGACUACGGUGGCAACUAACAUCUUACACUUUACAAUGUAGUCACGGACUACACAACUACAAUGGCAACUGACAUCGUACGCCAAGUCAUAAAAUGACUACAGCAGCAAGUAAUUGCACACCAGGUUAGGCGAAAAAUCAAUAUCCUGACUUAACUCCAUUUGCCACACGAACAACGGAAGAACCAAAUUACGACCGACGUAAAUCUCCGUAUACGCGAUUGUAGAACUAGCAAAUUCCGGUAUUUUGGCAAUCGUGGACUACACAACUUCAGAACCAAAUCUCGGCAUUACAAGUUAUCUGUCGCCCAAAAUUAACAUCUUAUAUAGUCGAUAACUAUCCAAUCGUGGCUUCGUGGACAACAAAACGUCUAUUUUGCUGCUCAGUCAUAAUUUUAACUUUAACAUCAUAGUACAUAAUAUUUAGCAUGCAUUUCUAUUUAUAUCCAGACAGCUCAUUAUUUUAAGAAAGAUAUCUUUAAUCCUUAAUAAUAAUAAUCUAGAAUAUUCCACUGACUAUCGAACAACUUUAAUUUUAAAUCGGUUGUUUUAAGCGUCUUUGUGAUUAGUGAGAAAUCACCGUAUUUCACAAUAACCGAAUUAAUAUAAGAAAAUAUACAGCUAUACUUUUAUUGAGACACCUUAUGUAUAAGAAAGUGUAAUGUUAAGUUAGUAAAUAAGUCUUACCGCAUUUAGAGUAAUUUAAUGGUUACUUUAGCAGCCCCUUCAACACUAAGGGGAAUCCCAUAGCGACCAUUAAUCGACUCUAAUGUGGCAUUUAAUAAUAAAUAGUAAUCAAGUGCCUUGUGGCUAUAAGAAUAUAGUACUCGUUAGUGUUAAUACAAACUCGUGCGAAUCUCCUUUAGAUGUAAGUACGAGAAAUUUUACUUGUGUCGUCUGAUAUUUUAAAUAAGACAAGUGUAUCUUAUUGUAUUGUUUACGUGUUUUUGAAGUGUAUUGUUAAACUCGAAUCAAUAACUGUUAAUGUUUUGAAGUGGAAAUUAAAAUAAUCGAACAAUUUUUGGUUGUUGGUGGACGCAUUGUAAACAUUUUAUUUUGUAUCUUCGAAUAUCUUUUAAUAUUCGAAUAUAAGUUUCAUAAUCUUUGUACCACGGCGUGCCUACAAAUGUAACAGUUAUGUUAACUGUUCUUUAUAAAUCAUGUUGAGAUAUAAAAAUAUAUGGAAUAAGCAUGUUCACAA
Molecule: messenger RNA, 2016 nt
Organism: Papilio polytes (common Mormon)
Lineage: Eukaryota; Metazoa; Arthropoda; Insecta; Lepidoptera; Papilionidae
Gene: CAH1
Product: carbonic anhydrase 2
Exons: 5
Coding region: 39-836 (265 amino acids)
Cellular component (GO): cytoplasm
Molecular function (GO): carbonate dehydratase activity; zinc ion binding
Source: RefSeq, a predicted model, not a curated record